GUACGAUUUUCGCCGGCGACGAGCACAUAUAUAAGUGAUCUGACGGGCAGACGCCGACCGUUCGCAAUCUCCCUCUCCGGUCUCUUCUCUGGAUCGGAUUCCGCCAUGGACGACCUGCCUCUCCAGAAGAUCGCGAUCUCCGGCCCCACCCUCUCCUCCCUCCUCCAGCGCGUCUCCUCCUCCCCCGCCGACGCCGACGGCCUCCUCUUCGGCCACGUCUCCCCCGUCGCCCCCUCCGCCCUCUCCGACGACCCCUCCUCCGCCGCCUCCUCCGCCGCCGCCGCCUCCGACGACUCCUCCGCCGCCCUCGUCGCCACCGUCACCUCCUUCCUCUGCCCCGGCUGCCCGCUCUCCUUCUUCGACCCCCUCGGCCGCCUCCUCUCCCCCUCCCCGCCCCUCGUCCUCCUCCACCACCACCGCUCCCACCACCGCCUCAUCGGGUGGUUCUCCUCCCGCCGCCGCUCCCGCCUCCAGCCCUCCAUGCGCGAAUUCAGCGUCGCCGCCUCCCUCUCCUCCGACCCCUCCCUCUCCUUCCCGAUCGGCGCCUCCGAUCGCUUCUCCCCGCGCGUCUUCCUCCUCUUCUCCACCCCGCCCCUCGACUCCGCGAUCCACACCCACGAGUACCGCGCCUUCCAGUUCCGCACCGCGGCGGAGACCUUCGAGCCGAGGUCGGUCGACGUCGUCAACAUCGGGCCGGGGUUCCGCGGCCAUUACGGGAACUUCAGCCCGAGCUCGUCGUUCCCGUGGCUGGCCUGCGACGUGAGGGGGCCGUCGAUGAUGCAGGAGGACGGCAAGGAAGAGCGCUUGAGCGAGAUGAGGCAGGUUGCGAAGAACCAGAACGAGAUUGAUUUGAUAGAGCACUUGAGUGAGAUGAGGCAGGCGGCGAAGCACCAGAACGAGAUUGAUUUGAUCGCCGAGGGUUUUCCGGUCGCGAAAUUGGGCAGGCUAAUGGGGCCGGAAGCUAGUAACUACACUGCUGGGUUGGAGGAGUUGUAUGAGAAGAUGUUGACGAAGAUUGACAGCUUGGCCAGGCUCGUUGAGGAGAGCUCUGCUCAGGUCCAUGAGAUGGAGCAACAUAAUUCGAAGUUGAGGGCGGAAGUUGCUGGGAUCAAGAGGGUGGUCGAUGGCUAGUGUAGAGAGAAGUGCAUGAUGUUGCUGAUGUGUGGAAGGUGGCGGAAAAAGGUUUUGAAGGCCCUGCGACCGUUUAGUGGUAGAAGAUGCCUGAUGCAUUAGUAUAUAUACAGGGGACUUGAAGCUAGGUGGAUGGUUGAUGUGGAGGUGCUGCGGCCGAUGCUCUAUUUAAUCGGUCGAAGAGAAGAUUCAGCAACCUCCAUAUUAGAAAUGCGAUAACGACUUGGUAUUUUUCUGCAUUUUGCUUCAAGUCUAUUGUAUCUUCUGGGAAUUAAUUAAUUAUGACCCUCCACAAUUAUGGUAAAGUGGUUGAAGAUGAUUUAAAACCUAAA
Molecule: messenger RNA, 1463 nt
Organism: Syzygium oleosum
Lineage: Eukaryota; Viridiplantae; Streptophyta; Magnoliopsida; Myrtales; Myrtaceae
Exons: 3
Coding region: 106-1131 (341 amino acids)
Cellular component (GO): nucleus
Molecular function (GO): polyubiquitin modification-dependent protein binding
Source: RefSeq, a predicted model, not a curated record